CAUUGCAAUAUACAUACACCCCUUAGCUUGUUUAUCUGCCUCCCGCCUGCCAUGUAAGUGGAUCACCAAUCAGUGGAAAGAGCCGAUGACGUCAGCUCUGUGAUGUGAUCAGCUGUGUCCAAUCACAUCUGAUCACAUGUAAAUAAGGAAAUGCAGUAAUCAGCAUUCCUCAGAGGGGACAUGUACACUGAUUAGUGCCCUGAUGAUCAGUGUAGCCCCAUCAGUGCCACCUGUCAGUGUCCAUCAGUGUCACCUGUCAGUGCCCAUCAAUGCCACCUGCCAGUGCCCUUCAGUGCCACAUCAAUGCCACAUAUCAGUGCCUAUCAGUGCACAUCAA
Staurois parvus is the source of this 337-nucleotide messenger RNA. NCBI's taxonomy places the organism in Eukaryota, Metazoa, Chordata, Amphibia, Anura, Ranidae. The record is from the annotation of a GenBank genome assembly.